CGGAAGUUCACUCAGAUCUAAUAUCCCUUGUUCUUCCGUCAUUUGUCCAUCUGCGAUCAGUAAGGUGGUGGGAGCUGCAGGCGGACUCGGGGGGCCCAGGAACCAGAAAUGGACUCAGUGGCCUUUGUGGAUGUUAAUGUGGAGUUCACCACAGAGGAGUGGGCUUUCCUGGAUCCCACCCAGAAGAAACUCUUCACAGAUGUGAUGCUGGAAACCUUCUGGAACCUGGCAUCAGUUGCAUGUAUUUUAGAAGAAGAAUGUGACGACCAUGAUAAUGAAGAGCAGUAUGAAAAUCAUGGGAUGAAUCUUAGCAGUCAUAUGGUAGAGAGACUCUGUACAAAGAAGGAUGGUAGUCAAUGCAGAGAAAACUUCAGCCAGAUUCCAAAUCAUAAUGAAAAGAAGGAAACUCCUACUGAAAUAAAACAACCUAAAUCCAGGUUGUGUAGGCAAAUCUUCAUGCGUUAUUUAUCUUUGAAUAACCACCUGAGCUCUCACAUUGGACCCAAACUAUACCUGUGUCAGGAAUAUGAAGAAAAUUCUUAUAAAUGUAAGGAACCUGAGAAAGCUUUCAAGCAUCACCAACAUAUUCAAAGACAUGAAAGCAGUCCCAGUGGGAAAGCUUUCCACUAUUCAGCUUCCCUUAAAAAUCAUGAAAGAAUGCAUAUCGCUGGGAAACCGUAUCAGUGUAAGCAAUGUGGGAAAAGUUUUAGUCGUCUCAUUUUCUUUAAACUCCACAAAAAUUCUCAUAGUGGAGAGAAACCAUAUCAAAGUAAGCAAUGUGGCAAAGCUUUCAAUUCUCCCAAGUACUCAGGAAAAAAUGAAAGAACACACACUGCAGAAAAGCCCUAUCAAUGUCAAAAAUCUGGAAAAGCUUUCAGUUCCACUUCUCUUAGAAAUCAGGAAAGAACACACACUGGUGAGAAACAUUAUGAAUGUGGGAAUGUCUUCAGUUGGCUCAGCUCUCUUGGAGAACAUAAAAGAAGUCAGGCCAGAAAGCAGCCUCAUGAAUGUAAGGAAUGUGGUAAAACUUUCCUUUAUCCCUUUCUACUUAAAAUUCAUGAAAGGAGGCAUACUGGGGAAAAACCCUAUGAAUGUAACCAUUGUGGUAAAGCUUUCUUUCAUCCAACUUCCUUCCGAAGUCAUGUAAGAGCUCAUAAUAAGGAAAAAUUCUAUGAAUGUAAGCAAUGUGGGAAAGCCUUCAGUUCUGUUGGCGCUCUUGGAAAACAUAAAAGAAAUCAUGAUGGAAAGAAGCCUUAUGAAUGUAAGGAAUGCGGUAAAACUUUCCUUUAUCAGUAUUCCCUUAGAAUUCAUGAAAAAACUCAUACUGGAGAAAAACCCUAUGAAUGUAAACAUUGUAAUAAAGAUUUCUUUCAUCGAACUUCCCUCCGUCGUCAUGAAAGAACUCAUACUGGGGAAAAACCCUAUGAAUGUAAGCAGUGUGGGAAAGCUUUUUUUUAUACAGGUUCCCUCCAAAGUCAUGAAAGAACUCAUAAUAAAGAAAAACCCUAUGAAUGUAAGCAAUGUGGCAAGACUUUUAGCUUUUCCAAAUCUCUUAGCAAUCAUGAAAGAAUGCAUAUUGUGGAGAAAACUUAUGAGUGUAAGCAAUGUGGGAAAGCUUUCAGAUAUUCCAUAUCUCUUAGGAAUCAUGAAAAAAUUCAUACUGUGGAGAAACCGUAUGAAUGUAAGCAGUGUGGGAAAACUUUCAGAUAUUCUACAUAUCUUAGAAAUCAUGAAAGAAUGCAUACUAGGGACAAAUCCUAUGAAUGUAAGCAAUGUGGGAAAGUUUUCAGACAUUCCACUUUUCUUAGUAAUCAUGAAAGAAUGCAUACUGGGGAGAAACCCUAUGAAUAUAAGCAAUGUGAGAAAGCCUUCAGUUCUCCCAGUUCUCUGGCAGCACAUAAAAGUAAUCAUGACAGAAAGAAGCCUCAUGAAUGUAAGGAAUGCGGUAAAACUUUCCUUUAUCCCUCUUUGCUUAGAAUUCAUGAAAGAAUGCAUACUGGGGAAAAGCCCUAUGAAUGUAACCAUUGUGGUAAAGCUUUCUCUUAUCUAACUUCCCUCCAAUGUCAUGAAAGAACUCAUAAUAAGGAAAAACCCUAUGAAUGUAAGGAAUGUGGAAAAGCUUUCCGACAUCCCAUUCUUCUUAGAAAUCAUGAAAGGAUGCAUACUGGGGAGAAACCCUAUGAAUGUAAGCAAUGUGGGAAAGCCUUCAGUUCUCCCAAUUCUCUUGCAACGCAUAAAAGAAAUCAUGACGGAAAGAAGCCUCAUGAAUGUAAGGAUUGUGGUAAAACUUUCCUUUAUCCUUCUUUGCUUAGAAGUCAUGAAAGAAUGCAUACUGGGGAAAAACCCUAUGAAUGUAAGCAUUGUGGUAAAGAUUUCUCUCAACGCACUUACCUUCGUCGUCAUGAAAGAACUCAUACUGGCAUAAAAUGCUAUGAAUAUAAGCAUUGUGAUAAAGGUUUCUAUUAUCUGUUCUCUCUCUAACAUGAAAGAACUCAUACUGGGGAAAAACCCUAUGAAUGUAAGAAAUGUAAAGCUUUCUCUUAUACACAUUCCCUCUAAAGUCAAGAAAGAGUUCAUAAUAAGGAAAAACCCUUAUAAAUGUAAGCAAUGUGGAUAAAACCUUCAGUCUGCUCACACAUCUUCAAAGACAUGAAAAAACUCAUGAUGGGGGAAAACCUUAUGAAUGUAAGCAAUGUGGGAAAACUUUCCGUUGAACUUCACAUCUUCAAAGAUAUAAAAGAACUCAUCAUGGAAAGAAGCCUCAUGAAUAAGGAAUGAGGUAAACCUUGUUGUUAUCCCCUUUUCUCGUAGAUAUCAUGAAAUGUAUACUGGGGAGAAACCCUACGAAUGCAAGGAAGCCUAUAGUCAUCCCAGAUCCUUUCAAAUUCACAAAAGCUCUCAUAGUGGAGAGAAACCAUAUCAAUGCAAAGCAUGUAGUAAAACCUUAAGCUUCUGAACUAGUUUUAAUAGACAUGUGAAAACAGAUCCUAUUGAUAAACUGUUAAUAUAGAGAAUAGUAAAGAGCCUUUAUUUAUCCUCUCAGCUGUGCCAUGUAUGAUUAUCCAGAUUGGGGAUGGACCCUAGAAAUGUAAGAGGGUUAGAAAGCAUUCAUUUCUUCCAGUUUAUUGUAAAGGAUGAAUGAACUCACUGAAGAGAAGGCUGUCAUGUAAAGAUUGUAGAAGAGCCUUUGGCCAUCCUAUUUCUUUACAAAAUCAUGAAGGGACUCCCACCCAAGAAUAAGUAUGAACGUAAGGAAUGUGGGAGAGCCUUUUUUAGACAUGUGAAAAUGCACCUGGAGAAAUAGUGUAUACAUAUAGAGAAGGCGGGGAAGCCUUCAGCUGUCCCUCUUUCUUGGAAAGGUCAUGAAAUAAACUCAAAGUGAAGAAUUGUCUUGAAUGUAAAAAUGUAGGAAAACCUUCAUGUUGCCUUAUAUCCCUACAAUACCAUGUGAUAAUGUACACUGUAUAAUGUGUACAAUGAAAACUUUAAAAUUUUAACACAUACUUCCAAACUAGUUUGAAGACUACACUGAAGAAAAAUCCUAUUAGUGUAAGUAAUUGGUACAUAUAAGUUGCAAAUUAAGUCAUAUACUUCAGGAAACUCACAGCAUUAAAGUUCUAUAAACUUUUGACAUAUUUUCUCAUUAUCAGUACUCAUUCUUUGUUAGUUUUUUAAAUUGCUUUUUUGGAAUGAGGAAGAGAGAGAGAGUAGUGGAGAGAAACAUCAAUGUGAGCCAGAAACAUAGAUAGUCGUCUUCCUGUGUGCCUUUCCAGGGAUCGACCCCGUUAUACCCAGUAAUGUGCCCUGCCAGGUAUUGAAUGAAUAGGCCUUGCACACAUAUGAAUUCUUUUUUACUUUUGUAACAGCACUUGAAAUUCACAAUUAUUUUAGUUAAUAAAUAUUUGUUAUAUAUUUGUAUUUACUGACAGUUCACUGUAGAGUCCCAUGUGAAUUAUUUUCAUAUUUGGUUUUUGUGUUGCUUUUUAGCUGGGAACUGUGCUAUAAAGUUUACAUUAAGAAAAUAUUUUAGUUUAUUUUUCUCAAUCAUGGCCUUGACAGCCAAGAAGAUUGUCAAAACUGCAAGCCACUGCUUUAAUUCCCUUGAUGUCGGGUGGAAGCUUUACAGUUGUUCAGAAUUCAACAGUAAAGAUCCAGCAUAGGUUGGCUUUUCCUGCAAGCCUAUAGGUGUCCACCAGGUAACAAAUGCAGACUGUCAUGGUUGAGGCUGUUUUCUGAAAGGUACGCACUGUUCUCUAGAUUGCAUGUGCAUGAGGUCUACUUUGACUAGAAAUCAUCUCGUCCUGUUGGUUCUACUACUGACUGUGAUUCAGAUCCCACUGUGACAGCUGCAGUGGUGCAGUGCCACGGAGCCCCGUGACAGUUUGUUCUUGUACCACCCUCUGCAGUGAGGGCUCUGAGCCAGUCCUUCCAUGUGAGAAUCGGCACUUUCCUCAUUGCAGGCGGACUCUGGAUGUGUGCUGUCACUCAGAGAUGAGUGUUAGCUCAAUGUUUUCAUUUGUCUUUGGUUGUAUUGAAUAACGUUAUGUGCAUUUUUCUGUAAUAAUUGCAUCUGUAAUUUUUAAGGAAGUAUUAACUGUUUCAUAAGCAUUCUUCUGUGAAGAACUAUUUUGUUUUUAUUUCCUGAGGUUAUAUUUAAGUAUUCGUUGGAAUUAUGUAAUUUCAGCUCAUUUUGUAAUUGUUUUCUUUUAAUACAUUCUGAAUCAAAAUGAUAUGUGUACAAAUUCAGAUGUUUUCCUCAAGUUACAUUUUUAAUUUCUUUAUAUUUAUCACUUUUAGCAUUAGACUUCUUUGUUAUGCAUAAUAUUAAAAAUUUCAAUUAUGCUUUCUUUUUUUACAAAGUUCCCUUCAACCAAAUCACAUCUGUAUUUGUAAAAGUGAUGUAAUAAAAUGUAUUCAAUUAAUAUCAAUAA
Messenger RNA from Myotis daubentonii (Daubenton's bat), 4931 nucleotides. RefSeq lists its product as uncharacterized. Lineage: Eukaryota; Metazoa; Chordata; Mammalia; Chiroptera; Vespertilionidae. Gene Ontology annotation, biological process: regulation of DNA-templated transcription. The record is from RefSeq and is a predicted model, not a curated record.